Molecule: messenger RNA, 2971 nt
Organism: Limanda limanda (common dab)
Lineage: Eukaryota; Metazoa; Chordata; Actinopteri; Pleuronectiformes; Pleuronectidae
Gene: zbtb14
Product: zinc finger and BTB domain containing 14
Exons: 9
Coding region: 975-2270 (431 amino acids)
Biological process (GO): regulation of transcription by RNA polymerase II
Cellular component (GO): nucleus
Molecular function (GO): DNA-binding transcription factor activity, RNA polymerase II-specific; protein binding; RNA polymerase II cis-regulatory region sequence-specific DNA binding
Source: RefSeq, a predicted model, not a curated record
AUGGCCGCUCGAGCCCGGGUCCCCGCGGCCGGGCCCGCGUGCCCGUGAGCCGGUCCCCUCCCGCCGGGGAGGGGGGGUGCCGGUGCCCGGGAACACACCGUUAACACACCGUCAACACACGGUUACCGGAGGAACGCCAUCUUGUGUGCGCGGAGCGGCGGGCCGGACUGUCCGCCAUUUACUGAGCGGUCCACCCCCGGGUCCCGGGAGCCCGAACCCGGGGAACCCGAACCCGAACCCGGGGACACAGCCAGCGAGGCCCCGGGGCCGGCGGGCACCGAGCACCGGGGCCGAUCCCCCGGUACCGAGGAGGAAGCUAACGUUCACUCGGACUGUUAGCUACAAGCUAGCGGUAGCUACAGGCUAGCGUUAGCUACAGGCUAGUGUUAAGCUAGCGUUAGCCUGCCCGGUGAAGCUGCUUCACACCGGACAUGAUGACGCUGUAUUCGCGGUAGCCUCGCAGCUGUUAGCACGUUAGCUUAGCUCCAAGUUUCACAAGAAAACACGUUCGUUUCCUGCGCAUGAAUUUAAAUAGUAACGUAAAUAAAUCUGCGUGAACGCGAAGUCACAGUCCCGCUCCGCUAAAGGCAACGGAGCGCGUGUACGCGCCCAUGUGCGCGUGUCCGCUGUAGUAGAUCAACAUGAACUGUUGGUGUGAAACUGGGGGGGGGCAUGACGUGAGACACGAUGAAAUGAUGUCACCUGGGGAUGACGUCAUUAACAAUAUAUCAGAUCAUGUAGAAUCGGAUGUUUUUCAGUUUCCUUCAGUAGCAAACAGGAAGUGAUCAGUCAGCAGCUUUUAUUUUUUUAAAGAACAGGAAGUGAUCACAGUCAGCUGCUUUUACUUUGAAAGUAAACUGAUACAGGAAAAUAAACCGUCCACAGAUGAUGUGUGUUUUGAUGGUUUGCGGAGGUCACAUGGUUGUGUGAACGUUGUGUUGCCGUGACGACAGCCUCACUGAGUGUUUGUGCAGAUGACGGAGACGGUGAAGUACGUGGACGACGACCACAGGAGCAUCUUCCUGAAGCUGCUGAACGAGCAGCGGCUGGAGGGCGAGCACUGUGACAUCGCCGUGGUCGUGGAGGACGUGAAGUUCCGUGCUCACCGCUGUGUCCUCGCCGCCUGCUCCAACUACUUCAAGAAACUCUUCAAGAAACAUGAGGUGGACAACUCGUCUGUGAUCGAGAUCGACUUCAUCCGCUCCGACAUCUUUGAGGAGGUGUUGAACUACAUGUACACGGCCAAGAUCUCCGUCAGGAAGAGAGACGUUAACCUGAUGAUGUCAUCGGGACAGAUCCUGGGCAUCCGCUUCCUCGACAAGCUGUGCUCGCAGAAACGAGACGUGUCGUCAGAAGACAAAGACAAGUUCCCGUACGACAUCGUGAAGAUGGCGCUGCCGCCGGAGGCUCAGCUGGAGUCUGAGGUCCUCGGCGAGCACGACGACACGCCCACCGCCGAUGACCUCGUGGAGGCAGCAGCCAAUCAGGAGCUGGAUAAGUCUCCCAGUGCAGUGCUACGAGUCCAGGAAGCAAUCCUGAAGGAACUGACCAAUGAAGAUGUACACAAGGUUACGUGUUAUGACCAGGAUGUGGUGACAGACAUGGAGGCUGAGCCUAAGGAGCUAGGGGCGGAGCAUCACGCCACCCAGACGCUGACGUUUGCUGACAGUAUGGGCGAGGUGAAAGACGAGCAGCCGCCUGGUUGGUCGACAGCCACGACCGACAUGAAGUUUGAAUAUUUGUUGUAUGGACACAGAGAACAACUUGCCUGUCAGGUGUGUGGGAAGAGCUUCCUGGACGAGAGCCGCCUCAGGAAACACGAGAAGCUCCACUCGGCCGAGCGUCCGUUUGCGUGUGAGAUCUGCACCAAAGCUUUCACCACACACGCUCACCUGAAAGAACACCUGAAGAUCCACACGGGAUUCAAACCAUAUCGAUGUGACGUUUGUGGAAAAUCGUUCAUCAGAGCGCCGGACCUUAAAAAACAUGAACGAGUUCACAGCAACGAGAGACCAUUCGCCUGCCAGAUGUGUGACAAGGCGUUUAAACACAAGUCUCACCUGAAGGAUCACGAGAGGAGACACAGAGGAGAGAAACCAUUUGUCUGUCCGUCCUGCACCAAGGCCUUCGCCAAGGCAUCAGAUCUGAAGCGUCAUGAAAACAACAUGCACAGUGAGAGGAAGCAGCUGAAUCCACUGCAGAGCGACACAGAGGCACUGCAGGCCGCCGCCAUGGCUGCAGAGGAGCAACAUCUGGACAGCAUCAGCUGAUCCACACAUCUGGACAGCAUCAGCUGAUCCACACAUCUGGACAGCAUCAGCUGAUCCACACAUCUGGACAGCGUCAGCUGAUCCACACAUCUGGACAGCAUCAGCUGAUCCAAACAUCUGGACAGCAUCAGCUGAUCCAAACAUCUGGACAGCAUCAGCUGAUCCACACAUCUGGACAGCAUCAGCUGAUCCACACAUCUGGACAGCAUCAGCUGAUCCAAACAUCUGGACAGCGUCUGCCGAUCCAAACAUCUGGAUAGAAUCAGCUGGUCCAAACAUCUGGAUAGCAUCAGCUGAUCCAAAAAGUUUGGGUGGACUCCAGCUGUUGAUGACAUCAUCAUUCAAACAUUUUCUCUGUAUCUUAUGGUUUAUUUUUAACAGAGACCUUUUAUGACUUUGUUUGUGUUGAAGUCGUUUCCUCGUGUGCGACAGUAAACAUGAAUGACCUCAGCAGUCAUGUGAUCCACGGUUCAUGUACGAUCUCACAUUGUUUUUACACGUGAAACCAAACUGUACAGAAAGCAGCUGAUUUUCAAGCUGCUGGUUUGUGUAUAAAACCGUUGCUCUGUUCAGUUUCAUGAGCGAGUCGCUGUCAGAACACGUCUGUUUCUUUCAUCACGUUAACUACAGGAGCCCAGAGGGAACACACGUGAACUGAGCUUUUUACACAGUUCCACUGAAAAUAAACCUUUUCAUUCACA